GAAGUGAUACGUUAAUACAAGUGUGGAAUGAUGACAAAAAUUUAAAGAAAGUCGCGGAUAAGGGUUACAAAAUGAUAGUAGGAAGUAGUGAUUAUUGGUAUUUGGAUUGUGGUCACGGUGCAUGGCUUGGGAAUUUUGUGAAUGGAACUAGUUGGUGUGAUCCAUACAAAACCUGGCAAAAGGUAUAUUCCUACAAUCUCACUACUGGACUGACGGACAAAGAGGCUAAAUUAGUAAUUGGAGGUGAAGUACUCUUAUGGUCAGAACAAUCUGACCCCACUAACUUUGAAAAUAUGCUUUGGCCAAGGUCAUCAGCGGCCGCCGAAGUUCUAUGGUCGGGCGUUAAUAACCGCAGCGUAGUCGAAGCACUACCAAGGUUACAUGAUUGGCGGUUUAGAAUGGUAAAACGAGGCAUUAAAGUUGAACCACUGCAACCGCUUUGGUGUGUGAGGAAUGGGGGUUGUGAUUUACCACAUUGA
This is a messenger RNA of Acaulospora morrowiae, 479 nucleotides long. The record is from the annotation of a GenBank genome assembly. Lineage: Eukaryota; Fungi; Glomeromycota; Glomeromycetes; Diversisporales; Acaulosporaceae.